AUGCCCUGUCUGGCCAACACCGAAUACUACGCCUACCUGUGGCUCCGCUGCAACCACCUGGCAAUGCGCCUCUGGCCUGGCCGCCACGUCUUCGUCCAGCUAGGAUCAUACAACGCCCGGACGCUCUUCCACGCGCGCGUCACUGUCUGGGGCCGCGGCCGCCCCUUCUGCAUAUACGGCUCGGAUGUCGACACCGAUAUCGCCGCCCUGAUCGACCUGCGCCGCAGACUUACCUUGGCGCUCAACGCGGUCCGGCGCAACCCGCGCGUCAACCGGAUACGCGUUGCGAGGAGGGGAUAG
This is a messenger RNA of Lasiodiplodia theobromae, 300 nucleotides long. RefSeq lists its product as uncharacterized. The record is from RefSeq and is a predicted model, not a curated record. Lineage: Eukaryota; Fungi; Ascomycota; Dothideomycetes; Botryosphaeriales; Botryosphaeriaceae. The coding region runs from base 1 to 300 and encodes 99 amino acids. The transcript is spliced from 2 exons.